This is a messenger RNA of Aspergillus versicolor CBS 583.65, 1557 nucleotides long. RefSeq lists its product as uncharacterized. The transcript has 4 exons. The coding region runs from base 1 to 1557 and encodes 518 amino acids. Lineage: Eukaryota; Fungi; Ascomycota; Eurotiomycetes; Eurotiales; Aspergillaceae. The record is from RefSeq and is a predicted model, not a curated record.
AUGGACCCUUCAGAAAAGGUCAUAUCCGCACUAAAGGACAGGAAUAUAUACCCCAAACGUGAGGAGAUUGCAGCAGCUUUUCAUGAUACCGCCAGCAAUGUCGAAAAUACCGAAUGGGUCCAAGAACAUCUAACUCCGGACGCGCUCCUAUCGCAGGAGGAAUUGAAGCUAUAUUCGAAGCUCGAAGAUUCGGGAACUCUACGCACGCUUCUCGCGGACGCGAACUUCGAUUCCACGCGACCUGUCCUCGAUGGAGACUUUCAAAGGGCAAUCGAAGCGCUGAGCACAUCCACGGCAGGAAUACAGAAGCAGACUGAGAUCCUCACGUCUCAGUACGAUGUCCUGAGUCGACAGCAUAAGCGAGACGACGAUCAGGAAUCCAGACAAACUAGGGAGGUGGAAAGGUUGCGACGGAAACAUGACGCAGAAAGACAAAAUACAGUUGUAGCGGUAAUUUUGAGUGAGUUGGCGCAUGAAUUCGACGCAACCCUGAAGAAUGAGGCGGAGAAGUCGACAAUGGAUGGGAAAAAGAUACUCUCCGCCUUGACGACGCAGUUGAAAAAGAACGACAAGCUACUGUCCGACCUUGAGACACUUGCAGCUGGGGUACAGUCUUCUGAUGGCGAUGCCUCUAUCAUGAAGCGAACGUCAGCAUUAAGCACAGCCCUCGCUCAAUAUGUCGCCGAAGAGAUAUACUGCCGGCUUGACCGCUUGUAUUUAGAGAGAAUACUUGACGACAGGACCUCUGCCGCAGAUGGCUCAACGAACAAAGAGCUUGAGGCUUUAGUUGGCUUAGAGCAAGAAAUGGAAUCUCUCUAUCCAGAAAUCGAUAUCUUGUCCGAAAUAUCGACUAAGCAACAGUUUGUGGAGCCUAUACUCCGACAACUCCAGAAUCACCAUGGUCGGCUGCGAAUUAAAUCCCAUCAGAACCUCGAUCUGAUUCUGGAAACCGUGACAGAUAUGACGGCACAUAUAGAAAGCCUUAUUGCAACUCUGCAAGAUUGGGAGUCAUUUUGUGCGACGGUUGAGGCCUUUGCCUCGAAAUAUCGAUCCGAGGUCGGUGACCAGAUCUUAGACUCAACCUGUUCAAGGCGGGAAACAAUGAGAAGGUUCUCUACCCAACCUACACAUGUGCCAUCCCAACCUGGGAAACAGUGUGGUCCUUUCCCAGAAUCUGAGGCAUUAGGUGGGCUCUUGCGUCGCCUCGGCCUAACGGCUGAGGCUGUCUUCCGGGCUGAGGAAGUUGACGGAGCGGCCCAAUCUCUAUUCCAACAGAGGCAGCACAUGCUUGAUGGUUUGCAAAGUUAUGCGAUGGCCAGUGAUUCACCCCUGGCGGCCGAGCUUCUUCCAACAGACCGGGCAAUUAGGCUGCUUUCCUCUUCGUUGGAGGCUGACUCUUUAUGCACUGCCUCUCUAUCAAGUGUGGAACAUGAGAGGAGCCUCUCGGUGCUCGAGUCAAAGCUAAGCCGUAUUCAGAAAGGCAUUCAGAAUCUCAACCAGGAUGUUGUUUAUCAGCGGGACAAGAACCAGGAAAAGUUCCUUGAGAAGUGGGGGUAG